CCGAAGUCGCGCAAACAUUCCCUUUAUUCCCUCUAUGUUUUGCGAUGUUUACACUUGUUUCCUGCUGAAUAUGUAACAGAUAAACUCCUCGGAAUCGAUUGUGAUCGAUGCAUCUGAUUGGAUGAGUUUUCCUCCGGGAGCUUCCGUGUUUUGAAGGGAAGAAGAAACCUCGCCGACGUCUCUAAGCUGCAGGAGCUAACCUGAGCUAGCUGCAGGAGCUAACCUGGGCUAGCUGCGGCGUGCUCGUGCGGCUUUGACUAAAGACAACAACGUCUCGAGCGAAGUGACGUCAUCUCGUUACCGUCAUGACGUCAGCCUCUGCCAAGGUCGGGGAGAUCUUCUCUGCAGCUGGAGUCGCUUUCACCAAAUUAGGAGAGCUGACGAUGCAGCUGCACCUGGCCAAGUGGACGGAGACGGAGAUCGAGAUGCUGCGUCUGGCCGUCCGUCGCUUUGGAGACGACCUGAACAACAUCAGCACCGUGAUCAAAGAGCGCACCGUAGCUCAGAUAAAGAGCACCGUGAAGAGGAAGCUGUACGAGGACAGCCGAGUCCCCAUUUCCUCCGAGACGCCCAAGAAGACCGUGAAGAAGACCUCCGUGGCGCCCGCCAUGCCGACCUCGCAGGUGGUGGUGGCGACGGGCAUGCAGAACAACCCCUCACUGGCCCCUCCCAUCAAGAAGCAGAAGACGGCAGACGUGACCCUCUCUGCUCUGAACGACUCUGACGUGACCAGCGACCUCGUGGACAUCGAAGGAGACGGAGCGUCCAACAAGAAGCUCAACUUCGACCAAGAGAGCCUGAACCUGGACUCCAGCCUCAUCAUGAACUCCAGUGACCUCCCCCUCUUGUCCCGCUGACCUUUGACCUCUCGGCUGAGGGUCAUCCCGAUGAAGCUCGUUUAUGAUCCUCAUGUUUUUAUACAACUUCGUCCUCUUUAAACCUUAAACUGCAGCUUGUUGUUGAAUCACACAAAAAGCUUUUGUGUUUUCCGUGCGGCUGUAAAUCAUCUCACUGAUUUCAUCCUCGAUUUAAUGAUGUAAGGCCUAAAAAUAAUGAUUCACAACUUAACGUUUGAGUUUCUCUGAAUGUUCCAACGAUGAAUAUGAUUUAAAGAAGUUCCCAGAAUCCUCAAAGACUUCAAAGAACAUUUUGUUUUGGUGUCGAAUAGGACGACACGCAGACGAAAUGUAUAAAACUACUUCAGGUCGACUUCUUACUGGAUUCAACACAUAUUUGUAUAUGAAAAUAUUAAAUAUGGGCAGAAAUAAUUUAAUUUUCUAUUGUUUGGAUUCCGGUAAAAAUCUGUUUUUAUUAAACAGGAAAUAUAAUUUAAAGAAGCGUCUUUGAGGAUUCUGGGAAUCUACAGCCUGAAGAACGGGAAACGUAGAAACGUCUCUCCAUCCACGUCUGAAGCGCUGGUGAGAAUCCACUGACCAGCAGGAACCACCGGCGCCAUGACGACCGCCAACUUUGACUUGAACUUUGGACCAAUCAGCGGCUGAGAAAUGUAACAACGUUUUGAUUAUGUUGAGUAAAAAAAACUAAAAACUA
Molecule: messenger RNA, 1551 nt
Organism: Pseudoliparis swirei
Lineage: Eukaryota; Metazoa; Chordata; Actinopteri; Perciformes; Liparidae
Product: chromatin complexes subunit BAP18-like
Exons: 6
Coding region: 306-857 (183 amino acids)
Cellular component (GO): MLL1 complex; NURF complex
Source: RefSeq, a predicted model, not a curated record